Messenger RNA from Gavia stellata (red-throated loon), 1622 nucleotides. RefSeq names its product solute carrier family 29 member 4 (gene SLC29A4). Lineage: Eukaryota; Metazoa; Chordata; Aves; Gaviiformes; Gaviidae. Gene Ontology annotation, cellular component: plasma membrane. The coding region runs from base 1 to 1584 and encodes 527 amino acids. The record is from RefSeq and is a predicted model, not a curated record. The transcript is spliced from 10 exons. Gene Ontology annotation, molecular function: monoamine transmembrane transporter activity; nucleoside transmembrane transporter activity. Gene Ontology annotation, biological process: nucleoside transmembrane transport.
AUGGGCUCGGUGGGAGCCGAGCGCUUCAAGGAGCUGAGCCCCGUGGGGACGCCGGAGGGCAACGUGGUGAUGAGCUUCAGCUUCGACAGCUACCAGCUGGAGGAGGACGAGCUGCAGAGGGGCAGCCAGGCCAAGGGCGUCCUCACCUUCAUGGAGCCGGUUUCUGAGGAUCCCGAGCCCCAGGAUCAAUACCAUGGGAUUUACUUUGCCAUGCUGCUGGCCGGGGUGGGAUUUCUUCUGCCGUACAACAGCUUUAUCACCGAUGUGGACUACCUGCACCAUAAAUACCCAGGGACCUCCAUCGUCUUCGAUAUGAGCCUCACCUACAUCCUGGUGGCCUUGGUGGCCGUCAUCCUCAACAACGCGCUGGUGGAGCUGCUGAGCUUGCACACCCGGAUCUCCGUGGGCUACCUCUUUGCCCUGGGGCCUCUGCUCUUCGUCAGCAUCUGCGACGUCUGGCUGGAGCUCUUCACCCGCAGGCAAGCCUACGCCAUCAACCUGGUCGCCGUCGGGGUGGUGGCCUUUGGCUGCACAGUGCAGCAAUCCAGCUUCUACGGCUACACGGGGCUGCUGCCCAAGCGCUACACGCAGGGGGUGAUGACGGGCGAGAGCACCGCUGGGGUCAUCAUCUCACUCAGCCGCAUCUUCACCAAGCUGCUGCUGUCAGAUGAGAAGGAGAACACGGUCAUCUUCUUCUUCAUCUCCAUCGGCAUGGAGCUGACGUGCUUCAUCCUCCACCUCCUGGUGAAGCGCACCCGCUUCGUCCGCUAUUACACUGCCUGCUCCCGCAAGGGUCUCCCCGAGCCCCGGGGGGCUGGUGACCAUGGGACAGGCUACCGCGUCCACCACGAUGUCACCGCCGAGGAUGUCCGAUUUGAGAACCGGCCGCAGGGACAGCCGAGCUCCCCCCGGGGCAGCCCAGGACCCGAAGCUGAGCUGGCUGGCAGCGGCACCUACAUGCGCUUUGACGUCCCUCGGCCCAAAAUCAAGAGGAGCUGGCCCAGCUUUAGAGACAUGCUGCUCCACCGCUACGUCGUUUCCCGGCUCAUCUGGGCCUACAUGCUCUCCAUCGCCAUGACGUACUUCAUCACGCUGUGCCUCUUUCCCGGGCUGGAGUCAGAGAUCCACAACUGCACGCUGGGGGAAUGGCUCCCCAUCCUCAUCAUGGCCAUCUUCAACCUCUCCGACUUCGUCGGCAAGAUCCUGGCUGCCCUGCCCUACGACUGGAGAGGGACCCACCUCCUCGUCUACUCCUGCCUCCGCGUGGUCUUCAUCCCCCUCUUCAUCAUGUGCGUCUACCCCAAUGGGAGGCCCACCUUCGGCCACCCUGCCUGGCCCUGCAUCUUCUCUCUCCUCAUGGGCAUCACCAAUGGCUACUUCGGCAGCGUCCCCAUGAUCCUGGCCGCCGGAAAAGUGAGCCCUGAGCAGCGGGAGCUGGCAGGGAACACCAUGACCGUGUCCUACAUGACGGGCUUAACGCUGGGCUCGGCCGUGGCGUAUUUUGCCUACAGCCUCACCAGUACGUCCCACAGUACCUGUUUCUACACCGAAACCUCCAACGGCUCCUUUACAUUGGGGUACUGAGCCCCAGGGCGGGGCGACGGGGACAAGAUGGGACCUGC